AUGGUUGAAGAGCAAACACUAAAGAAGGAUCAUCCACAUCGACUAGCGUCACAGCACGAACUGGCGAGUGCGUAUCUGGAAAAUGGGCAAGUCGAGGAGGCAGCGCCACUAUUAGAGCAGGUGGUCACGAUCAGCAAACAGACUCAUGGGGAGGAUCAUCCAGAUCGACUAACAUUGGAGCACUUACUCUCUACGAUAUACUGGGACCUUGAAAAUCGUAAGGCUGCUAUACAAAUGAUGCAACAUGUGGUUGAGAUUCGACGGCAGGUCCUUGAUGAAGAUCACCCUGAUCGAAAGAAUUCUGAGGACUGGCUUAAGCAUUUUGAGUCUGAGAUAGGCCGCGCCGAGGCUGAACGAAUGUCCGAUACAGAAGAAAAGAAACGUGACAGCAAGAGGCGGACGAGAUAG
Exophiala spinifera is the source of this 408-nucleotide messenger RNA. RefSeq lists its product as uncharacterized. Bases 1 to 408 code for a protein of 135 amino acids. The record is from RefSeq and is a predicted model, not a curated record. The transcript has a single exon. Gene Ontology annotation, molecular function: protein binding. Lineage: Eukaryota; Fungi; Ascomycota; Eurotiomycetes; Chaetothyriales; Herpotrichiellaceae.